Acanthosepion pharaonis is the source of this 969-nucleotide messenger RNA. NCBI's taxonomy places the organism in Eukaryota, Metazoa, Mollusca, Cephalopoda, Sepiida, Sepiidae. The record is from the annotation of a GenBank genome assembly.
AUGGCCAGAAAUCCAAAUCCUACUGCUAUGUGCGUUCUGGCCAGCAUAUUCGUUAUUCAUUCUUUUCGUUUUUUUGUCACUAAAUCAUUUCUCUUUUCUUUUUUUCUCUUAAUUCCUUCAUUAUGGCUGUCUCUCUUUCUUUGUUUCUUUGUUCCUUUCUUUCAUUCUUUAUUUAUUAUUUCUUUCUUUUUUUAUCAGAGCUUUUCUUUCUUUCUUUAUAAUGGCUUUUCUUUCUUUCUUUCUUUCUUUUUUUCUUUUCCCUUAAUUCUAUUUCUCACAUUAUCAUGUCUUCUUUCUUUCUUUUCCCUUAAUUCCUUCAUCAUGGCUUUCUUUAUUUCUUUCUUUCUUUCUUUCUUUCUUUAUAAUGACAUUUAUUUCCUUCUUUUCCCUUACUUUCAUCACCAUGGCUUUCCAUCUUUAUUUCUUUCUUUAUCAUGGUUUUCAUUCUUUCUUAGUAUUUCUCGCUUCAUAAUGUCUUUUCUUUCUUUCUUUCUUUCUUUCUUUCUUUCUUUCUUUCUUUCUUUCUUUCUUUAUAAGGGCUUUCUUUCUUUCUUAAUAUUUCUAAAUUUAUCAUGUCUUUUCUUUCUUUCUUUCUUUCUUUCUUUCUUUUCCUUUCUUUCUUUCUUUCUUUCUAAUGGAUUCCCUUUCUUUCUUUUCCUUAAUUCCUUCAUCAUGGCUUUUUUUUUCUUUCUUUUGCUUUCUUUCUUUUCUUUAAUGACUUUCUUUCUUUCUCUUUUUUAUCAUGUCUUUUCUAUCUAUCUAUCUAUCUAUCUAUCUAUCUAUCUAUCUAUCUAUCUAUCUAUCUUUCGAAUUGAUUCCCUUUCUUUCUUUUCCUUUAAUUCGUUCAUCAUGGCUUUCCUUCUUUCUUUCUUUAUCAUGGCGUUCUUUCUUUCUUAUAUUUCUCGCUUCAUAAUGUCUUUUCUUUCUUUCUUUCUUUCUUUCUUUCUUUCUUUCUUUCUUUCUUUAUAA